Molecule: messenger RNA, 3613 nt
Organism: Ceratosolen solmsi marchali
Lineage: Eukaryota; Metazoa; Arthropoda; Insecta; Hymenoptera; Agaonidae
Gene: LeuRS
Product: Leucyl-tRNA synthetase
Exons: 16
Coding region: 29-3574 (1181 amino acids)
Biological process (GO): leucyl-tRNA aminoacylation
Molecular function (GO): aminoacyl-tRNA deacylase activity; leucine-tRNA ligase activity; ATP binding
Source: RefSeq, a predicted model, not a curated record
UAUUAUAUGUAUUAAUUCAAUUUUUAUAAUGAAUUUAUCUGUUGAACGAAAAGGCACAUUCAAAGUUGAAUAUCUACAAAAAAUUGAAAAUGAAAUCCGAAAGAUGUGGGAGGAUAAUAAUAUGUUUGAAAUAGAUGCUCCACAAAUUCCAAAAAAAUGUAACGAUGAAAAAUUUUUAGCUACCUUUCCGUUUCCUUACAUGAAUGGUAGGCUUCAUUUAGGACAUGCAUAUUCUAUAUCAAAAUGUGAGUUUGCUGCAAGAUACAAUCGUUUAUUAGGGAAAAAUAUACUGUUUCCAUUUGGAUUCCAUUGUACAGGUAUGCCAAUUAAAGCUUGUGCUGAUAAACUUAAAUAUGAAAUGGAAACUUAUGGCUAUCCACCAAAAUAUCCUGUUUUCAAAAAUAAAUUUGAAGAUGAAACUAAUGAUUUUAUUAUAAAUAAAAGUAAAGGCAAAAAGAGUAAAGCAAUAGCAAAAACUGGUAUAGGUAAAUAUCAAUGGCAAAUAAUGCAAAGUCUUGGAUUAAAAGAUUCUGAAAUUAAACUAUUUACUGAUUCUGCAUAUUGGCUGCAUUACUUUCCACCUAUUGCUGUGGAAGAUUUGAAAAAGUUUGGUUUAUGUGUAGAUUGGCGACGUUCUUUUAUAACAACUGAUGCUAAUCCAUUUUUUGAUUCUUUUGUUCAAUGGCAAUUUUAUCAUCUAAGGAAAAAGAACAAAAUCAAGUAUGGUAAGCGCUAUACAAUUUUUUCACCCAAGGAUAACCAACCAUGUAUGGAUCAUGAUAGAUAUUCUGGUGAAGGAAUUGGUCCUCAAGAAUAUACUUUAAUAAAAAUGGAAAUUUUAAAACCGUAUCCCAAAAAACUUCAGUUUCUUCCUAUUAAGCUGCCUGUCUUUUUGGUAGCUGCUACUCUUAGACCAGAAACAGUGUAUGGUCAAACAAAUUGUUGGAUACAUCCAGAUAUAAAUUAUAUUGCUUUUUCAACUGCAAAUGAAGAAAUUUUUAUAUGUACUAAAAGAGCUGCACAAAAUAUGUCUUGGCAAGGUUUUACAAAAUGUGAAGGUAGCAUUAAUAUUCUCAUUAAUUUGAUUGGUUCUGAUAUUUUAGGUCUUUGUUUAAAGACUCCAAAAACAUCUUAUAAUGUAAUAUAUAGUUUACCAAUGUUUACAAUUAAAGAAGAUAAGGGCACUGGAGUAGUAGCAUCAGUACCUAGUGAUUCUCCUGAUGAUUAUGCAGCAUUAAUGGAUUUGAAAAAGAAUAUAUCUUUAAGAAAUAAAUAUAAUAUUAAGGAUAAUAUGAUUUUACCAUAUAAUCCUAUUCCAAUCAUUGAAAUUGAAACAUUUGGAAACUUAUCAGCAGUCACAGUAUAUGAACAGCUAAAUAUACAGUCUCAGAAUGAUAUUAUAAAAUUAAAACAAGCUAAAGAGAUGAUUUAUUUAAAAGGUUUUUACGAUGGUUUGUUAUUAGUUGGAAAAUAUAAAAACAGAAAAGUACAAGAUGUUAAACAAAUUAUAAAAGAUGAAUUAAUAAACAAUAAUGAGGCAGCAAUUUAUUAUGAGCCGGAAAAAACUGUUAUAUCACGAUCGGGAGGUGAAUGUGUGGUUGCUCUUUGCAAUCAAUGGUAUUUAAAUUAUGGAGAUCCAGAAUGGAAGCAUCUAACCAAAAAUGCUUUAGAAAACUUAGAAACUUUCCACAAUGAAGUGAGAAAGAAUUUUCAAGCUUGUCUUGAUUGGCUUCAUGAGCAUGCGUGUUCAAGAACAUAUGGUCUUGGGACAAAAUUACCUUGGGAUAAACAAUGGUUAAUUGAGUCUUUGUCGGAUUCAACAAUCUAUAUGGCAUAUUACACAGUAGCUCAUUUAAUUCAAGGAAAUAGCUUUAAAGGAGACAAACCAAAUAUACUAAAUAUCAAAGCUAACGACUUGACUCCUGAAGUAUGGGAUUAUAUAUUUUUUAAAGAAACAAAAUUACCCUCACCUAAAACUUGUAAAAUUCCAAAAGAAUCUUUAGAAUUAAUGAGAAAAGAAUUUCAUUAUUGGUAUCCUGUUGAUCUUCGUGUUUCUGGUAAAGAUCUUGUUCAAAAUCAUCUCACUUUUUUUAUCUAUAACCACACAGCAUUAUGGCCUAAUCAGCCAGAAUUAUGGCCAAAAGGUAUUCGAGCCAAUGGCCAUUUAUUACUAAAUUCAUCUAAGAUGUCAAAAUCUGAAGGGAACUUCUUAACUCUUUCUGAAGCUCUUCAAAAAUAUUCUUGCGAUGGUACUCGUCUUUGUCUAGCAGAUUCUGGAGAUUCCAUAGAGGAUGCUAAUUUUGUUGAACGUACAGCAGAUGCUGGAAUUCUCAGACUUUAUUCAUUCAUUGAAUGGGUCAAAGAAGUAGUUUUAUCUAAACGAAACUUAUUCCGGCAAGGAGAAUUUACUUUUAAUGAUAAAGUAUUUGAUAGCGAAAUAAAUUUAAAAAUACAAGAAACUGGGGAUCAUUAUAAUAAAAUGCUUUAUAAAGAAGCUCUGCGAACUGGAUUUUUUGAAUUUCAAACAAUUAAAGAUAAGUACCUACAAUUAAGUAUAUUGGAAGGUACACAUUGGGAUCUUUUGUUACGAUUUAUAGAAACGCAAAUUGUACUUUUAUCGCCAAUAUGCCCUCAUGUAGCAGAAUAUGUAUGGAAUUUAAUUGGAAAGAGUGGUAGUAUCUGGUAUACUAAAUGGCCCACAAGUGAUCGAAUUGAUCAAAUUUUAAUAAAAUCUUCACAAUAUCUUAUGGACGCUGCUCAUUUAUUUAGAGUGCGUCUGAUUAAUUAUAAGACACAAAAAAUGAAAAAACAAAAAUGUCCAAUGAUGUCAGUAGAAAAACCUAGUGCAGGAAUUAUUUAUGCAGCAAAAACUUGGCCUUUGUGGCAAAGUUUAAUUCUUACAAGUAUGAAAAAUUUAUACAUAAAAUAUGGUUAUAAUCUUCCAGAAAAUAAGAUUAUUGCUAUUGAAUUAAAAAACAAGGACGAAUUAAAAAAGCAUAUGAAAAAAGUUAUGCCUUUUGUUCAAAUGGUAAAAAAAAAAUUUGACAUUGUUGGUAUUGAUGCUUUUAAUGAAACAUUAGAUUUUAAUGAAAUUGAUGUGCUUUCAAGUAGUUUAGAAUACUUACGUACUACUCUUGAUCUGGAAGAACUAAAUGUUAAAUGUGCAAAUGAAGCAGAAGAUAAUACUAUGGAAGAAUGUUGUCCUGGUACACCAUUUAUCACUUUUAUUGUUAAACCUAACAUAGAUGUAUAUUUUAUAAAUCCUCAAAAAUGUAAUGGUAUAUUUGAUACAUUAAUUAAAAUUAGUGAUGGAGAUACAGUUACACAAGUCAUUUUUAAAAUUAUAAAAGUAAAAAAUAUCAAAGAUUCUUACUCAAUUACUUUGUAUCGUUAUAAAGAUUCAAUUUUAGAUCCACGUAUAAUUCCAACAAAUGAAAAUAUCUUAUUUAAUAAAGAAAAACUAUCAAAUAAUGAUACAUUUUUAAUAGAUUCUGAUAAAAAUACCAUUAACUUAAAAACUGAAAAUAAAAUAGUUGAUGUAGGUAAUCAACUUAUUUAUUGGGUAGAAAUAUAAACGUGUUUAGAUACAAAAAAGUCAAUUUAUAUUGUAAAU